Molecule: messenger RNA, 122 nt
Organism: Racocetra fulgida
Lineage: Eukaryota; Fungi; Glomeromycota; Glomeromycetes; Diversisporales; Gigasporaceae
Source: the annotation of a GenBank genome assembly
GAAUGAUGCAGCACAAGCUGCCAUACAUGCUCCUUGCGCAAUAUUGCAUAGAAUUGCUGCCGCUGGGGCACCGAGUCCACCUGUUACAGUUCCUUCACAAGCGUAUAAAAAGUAUUACUUUC